AACAAAUAUUCUCUAUAUUUUACGCUUCUCAUCACCAGUUGCCAAGCUCUCCUCCCGCCUUUGUUCUGCUGAUUUACUUGCUACCUGUCAGCUCCAUCUAAUAUUAGCAAAGCCAAAAAUAUAAUAUUUCUGGUUAGAAUGGCAUCCACAUCACGACACGAGGAGUACCAAUACCUCGAUCUCGUUCAGGAGAUAUUAGAUCAUGGCGAGCGACGACCAGACCGAACUGGUACCGGGACAUAUUCCAUCUUCGCCCCACGACCACUCAAGUUCAGCCUCAACGACAAUGGCAAGCCGAUCCUACCGCUAUUAACUACGAAGCGUGUGUUCCUGCGCGCCGUCGUUGCCGAGCUGCUAUGGUUUAUUGAAGGGAAUACGUCGUCGACCUCACUCAGCGCGCAGGACGUUAAGAUCUGGGAUGGUAAUGGGUCGCGAGAAUUCCUCGACAACUUGGGAUUCAAGGAGCGCGAAGUUGGUGAUCUAGGUCCUGUCUAUGGCUUUCAAUGGCGCCACUUCGGCGCUGAAUACGUAGAUGCGCGCACAGACUACACCGGCCAAGGCGUUGAUCAACUAGCCGAACUCAUCCACAAGUUGCGCACUAAUCCCUACGAUCGCCGCCUAAUUCUCUCCGCUUGGAACCCCGCCGACCUGAAGAAGAUGGUCCUGCCGCCAUGUCACAUGUUCGCGCAGUUUUAUGUUUCAUACCCGAGACAGAAUAGGGAAGGGGAGAGUGACGGAGAGGAGAAGCCGAAAGGCCACCUUCACUGUCAGCUAUACCAGCGGUCUUGCGACAUGGGACUCGGCGUCCCUUUCAAUAUCGCGAGCUACGCGCUGCUCACGCAUAUGAUAGCACACGUGUGCGACCUCGUCCCCGGUAGUCUCACGCACGUCAUGGGCGACGCACAUGUUUACAUCGACCACGUUGACGCCUUGAAGGUACAGUUGGAGCGCGAGCCGCGGCCGUUCCCGGAACUCCAGUUAAAGCGCGAUACUGGCGGCUCGAUCGACGGGUGGAAGGUGGAGGACAUUGUGGUCCUGAAUUACGAUCCUCACAAGACGAUCCCUAUGAAGAUGUCUGUCUAACUUGGGAUAUAUAUAGAAUUACUUAGGCGUUAACUAGACGUAUCUUGAGUAUCGGGUCCCCAGAGAACAGGCACGCAGCUCAAGACAAGAUCUAAUACGAUAAUGAAUAUAUUAUGUGGGAAUGAUAGAUGAGGAAUAAAAUCUGAUAGAGGCAAAGCGCAACGCCAGAAGAUGCGACGCCGGAAAAGCUAGAAGAGCUGAAUAUAUUACUAUAUCUUCAUUAUAGAAUUAGUAGAAAGAAGAAGGGACCGGGGCCGAGUCUACCGGGUUAUAUCCCAUGAACUGAUAAGUUGUUUAUCAUCGCGAUUUCCUCA
Molecule: messenger RNA, 1397 nt
Organism: Daldinia caldariorum
Lineage: Eukaryota; Fungi; Ascomycota; Sordariomycetes; Xylariales; Hypoxylaceae
Product: thymidylate synthase
Exons: 2
Coding region: 139-1083 (314 amino acids)
Biological process (GO): dTMP biosynthetic process
Cellular component (GO): cytosol; mitochondrion
Molecular function (GO): thymidylate synthase activity
Source: RefSeq, a predicted model, not a curated record